UGUGCGUGCGUGUGCAGUGUGCGUGUGCGUGUGCGUGCCUUUCCCGGGUGACGCCUUCAGGUGGGUUGCCCUCCUCACGCUCUCCUCUGUGGUGCCGUGGAUGUCUCACUGGGCCGUGUGGACCGUGUGGAGCGUGUAGGAGGGCAAAGAGCCACCCGCCUGUGGUGACACAUAGGGACUAGAACACAUUCCAACCAAAGUCCAAGACAAACACCGGCCACGCUGACCGCAAAGCCUCCCACCCUCGGGACUGCCUGGAACCCCUGCCCCGGGUGUGGGCACAGCACGGAACCACCCUCUCCAGGGGCACCUUCGACCUGCUCUCCGCAUGACGACCACGCCCCGCGGGGCCUGCUGAGAAGGGCCCUGCCCCGUGUGGCUGGGAGUGACAGAUCGCAGGGCCAGUGCACUCUGGGCCUGGAGCUGCCUCCUCCAGGCUGGGCGGUCCCUCCCGUUCAUGGCCCAGAAGACUUCGAGGAUGAGGACGGGGACAGCUACCUGCCCUGGGGGCAGCACAGGGCCUAGCUGUGCUUAGGCGGGUUCAAGGGAGCAGUGGAUGGCAAGAUCGAGGGACCCCUGAGGCCUGCCACCGUCCGACCAGCUGUGCUGACCGCUCCUGGCGCCCCGGCCCUAUCCCCGAGAUGCUCAGGCCCCUCCUGCUCCUGGUUGCUGCCCUGAGUGCUCUGGAAGGAAGAGCCUGGGCCCUCCCUCGGGGCGCCAAGGACUCGGAAGCAGCUUGGGAGCUGGGAGCACUGAGAGACACCGGAGCCGGUUCUCGCCCACGAGGCUGGGACAGCCCUGCCUGCACGGAGGGCGUGGUUUCCGUGCUCCAGGGUGAGCGUGCCGUGAUGAGCUGCAACCUCUCGAACCCCUUCACCCACGUCAUCAUCUGGCAUGCCCAUGGCGAGGACAGGGUCCUCUUCAACGUGACGGCCCCCGGACACUUCCCUUGGCGUGGCUGGCAGCCCUGGGCUCGGGGAGGCGUGGCCCAGCUGGUGGUCGCCGCCGCCCAGGUCGAGCACGCGGGGCGGUACAUGUGGCACCUCGUGGGGAUGCAGAGGAACAACGGACAGACCACUCUGGCAGUGACAGCAUCUCCCUACAGAGCCCCAAGACCCAGAGACCGGAGGGGAAAGGGAGCUGCUCGGCUCUGCCCUCACUCUCCUGGCAGAGGCCCAGCCGCAGACCCGGUCCGUGGUGGGGGCCGCCGUCCCCUCUCUCCUCGUCCUGGUCAUCUGUGCCCUUGCCUGGUGGAUGCUCCGUCAGGCCUAGAAGCCCAUGCCGGUCAGAGUCCCUGCACCCAGGCCGGCUGGACGGGUGGGGACCUGGGGUGCCUUGGCCUCCCUCUGCCCCCAAACACACCCCUCCCUGGGGCUGGGGAGGUUGGGGCGGUGCAGGGCCCACCCAAGCCAACCCCACACCACUCUGGCCAGGUAUGGGCCUGGACUGCCGCCUUCUCUAGACACCGAAGAGACACCCUCAGGGCCAGAGCCUGUUUUCCAGCAGAAGGGGCUCUUCGAGGACACGGGUUCUGCUCCUGCUGGCCUGGAGCACAGCAGGGACGGGAGAUGGGGCCAGGCACAGGACUGGGCGCACCCCACCCUCCAGACGCAGAGGCUCUGAGCCCAGCAGGGGGCGCACUGCGGCCAGGGAGGUUGGCCAGGCAGCCUCCGACUCCCUCCCGUAGGGCCCCGUCCUUCCGGCCUCAGCCCUGCGGCUGUGUUUCUCUGUUGCUGGGAACAAUUGUCCCCUUGGCACUGGAGGGCGAAAGGACCACAUUAAACACCUUAUAGAGUCUUCAUAACGUGAAUCCUCAAAAUAAAUAAAAUCAAUCAAAAAACCA
Tupaia belangeri chinensis (Chinese tree shrew) is the source of this 1843-nucleotide messenger RNA. RefSeq names its product secreted and transmembrane 1 (gene SECTM1). Gene Ontology annotation, molecular function: cytokine activity. NCBI's taxonomy places the organism in Eukaryota, Metazoa, Chordata, Mammalia, Scandentia, Tupaiidae. Gene Ontology annotation, cellular component: membrane. Bases 642 to 1793 code for a protein of 383 amino acids. The record is from RefSeq and is a predicted model, not a curated record. The transcript is spliced from 6 exons. Gene Ontology annotation, biological process: immune response.